AAAAAAUCCCACAAAAAAAACCCUCUAAGUAUUACCAGAGGCUUCCAAAACGCCAAGGGCUUUUGGGGGAUUUCCAUUUUGUUCUUCUGAGUUCAGAAAAAAGGAAAAGAAAUCUCUCAAUUCAUAUAACUGUGGCAGGAAAACAUCAAAGAGCUCUAGUUGGUACGGUAGGUUUGUUAGUUAAAUGAACUAAUCCUUAGUCUUGAGAAGAAAAGAAGCUGACUGACCUGUUACCAAUCUUUGUAGUAUAGUGUUGCAUACGUGUUUCCAGUCAUGUGGUCGGUACCCACCUGCUGCGUUUUUACACAUAACACAUACAUCUCUAGUGUAUGCCGUCUUCUUCAUGUUAUUUGCUACCCAGAGGCCUUUCUCUCUCCCAAAUCCAGAAAUUCAUCCCUAAGAAAUGGAAACAAAGUGUCAAACCAUCAGAAACUCAAAACACUAACCCGUCUGACUUAUAUAAUUACCGAGAUUCAUUGCUAGUAGCAUCUCCAACCAGUGAACUUGAUGGUUAUAUGGUUGAUUCUCUUCGCACAUCUCUCAAAGAUUUUGUUGCCAAAGGCCAUCUGUUUCAAGCCUUCCAGACCUUCACUCUCCUCCAAUGCCAUUCUUCUUCUUCUUAUUGUAUUUCUUCUGACCUUAUUUUGCAUUCCAUAUCUUCUCUUUUGAUAUCUUGCACCAACUUAAAGUCACUUUCACAGGGUAAACAACUCCAUGCCUAUAUUAUAUCUUCCGGUUUUGAAGAACAUCCCAUAUUGGUUCCGAAGCUGAUUACCUUUUACUCAACCUUUAAUCUCUUUGCUGAUGCCCAUGUUAUUACUGAAACGUCAAAAAUAUUGCACCCUUUGCCCUGGAAUUUGCUUAUCUCUUCUUAUGUUAGAAAGGGGCUUUCUGGGGGGGCUCUAUCUACCUAUAGACAAAUGGUGAACAAGGGAAUUAGAGCCGAUAACUUUACUUUCCCAUCAGUUCUCAAGGCUUGUGGUCAAGAACAAAAUAUGGAUUUUGGGAGGGUGGUUCAUAAGUCUAUUGAUGCUAGCUGCCUUGAGUGCUUGUUUGUGCAAAAUGCUUUAGUCUCCAUGUAUGGGGCGUGUGGGGAAGUUGAUUAUGCUCGGAAGCUGUUUGACAAAAUGCCUGAAAAGGAUGCAGUUACUUGGAACUCAAUGAUCUCUGGAUAUGCCUCCAAGGGUAUGUGGGGAGAAGCUUUUGAGCUUUUUGAAGGCAUGAGAAUGGAGGGAAUAGAAUUGAAUAUCAUAACAUGGAAUACCAUAGCUGGAGGGUGCUUGAAAACAGGAAACUAUAUUUGGGCACUUGAAUUGCUUUCUCAGAUGGUGACUUGUGGCAUUCUUCUGGAUUCUGUUGCAGCACUUAUUGGUUUGGGAGCAUGUUCCCAUGUGGGUUUAUUAAAAUUGGGGAAAGAGAUUCAUUGUGUAGCUAUUCGUAGUCAUUUUGCUGAGUUUGAUAAUGUAAAAAAUGCUUUGAUCAAUAUGUAUGCCAGGUGCAAAGACCUUGGGCAUGCAAAUAUUUUGUUCUGGUCAGUAGAAGCUAAAAGUGUAAUUAGUUGGAACUCCAUUAUUUCGGGUUACACGUAUUGGGACUGCUCUGAGGAAGCCUCCUUUCUAUUUAGGGAAAUGUUGCUUUCUGGGAUUGAACCUAAUUAUGUGACAAUCGCAAGUGUUCUUCCCCUCUGUGCCCGUGUGGCAAAUCUGCAACAUGGUAAGGAGUUUCAUUGCUACAUUACAAGGCAUGCAGGGUUCAAGGAUUAUUUACUACUGUGGAAUGCUCUUGUGGAUAUGUAUGCCAGAUCUGGAAAAGUUUUACAAGCAAAAAGACUGUUUGAUUUGUUGAGCAAGAAGGAUGAAGUGACUUACACUUCAUUAAUAGCUGGGUAUGGGAUACAAGGAGAGGGACAUGCUGCAGUAGAACUAUUUGAAGAGAUGAUCAGGUGCCAGAUAAAACCGGACCAUGUAACCAUGGUUGCUAUUUUAUCAGCAUGUAGUCAUUCGGGUCUUGUAAUCCAAGGUCAAAUGCUAUUUAAAAAGAUGCUGCACGUCUAUGGUUUAACUCCGAGACUGGAGCACUAUGCUUGCAUGGUUGAUCUCUUUGGUAGGGCUGGUUUACUGAAGAAAGCAGAAGGGAUUAUCACAAGGAUGCCUUACCAGCCAAGCGCUGCAAUGUGGGCCACUCUUAUUGGAGCAUGUUGCAUCCAUGGAAACACAGAGAUAGGGGAAUGGGCAGCUGAGAAAUUGUUGGAAAUGAGGCCUGAAAAUUCAGGAUACUAUGUUCUGAUUGCUAACAUGUAUGCUGCUGCUGGAUGUUGGAACAAGUUAGCUAGAGUGAGAACUUUCAUGAGGGACUUAGGUGUGAGAAAGGCUCCAGGCUGUGCUUGGGUUGCUGUGGGUUCUGGAUUUUCUCCCUUUUUGGUGGGGGACACAUCAAAUCCCCAAGCACACGAGAUUUACCCUUUAUUGGGGGGAUUGAUCAAGCAAAUGAAAGAUGCUGGUUACGUUGUUGCAGAGGAUGUUGAUUUAGAUAAUGAAUUUGAGCAAUAUAAUCAGCAACAAUACUUCUGUUAGAAAAUUAAGUUGUUGCAUAUUUCAUGCGCAUUGUCCUCAAGAGCCUUCUGAAAUGCCAUUCUUGGUCCGUAUGGAAUUCACUAUUCAAAGCUUGCAGGAGACUACCUCAUUACACUUUAUUGAAUGGUUCUUCAGUUCUUGUUGCUUUACAGAUUCUUUGCCAGAUUCAGGUACAGAGGUUAGUGAAACAUAAUACUAAGGUGAAAAGAUACAUUUGUUGUCAGAACAUAUGGAAAUAGCAAAGUUGCCUAAUUGUUGGUCUGAUUGUUAAUUUUGUUCUUUUCUCAGCAUAACUGAUUAGGAAGUACAUAUCAUUGAGGUUCUUUAUUGAAUAUAAUUUAAGAGGAAUUUUGGGUCAUUGGCAUGUACAUCACCGGUUCCAAUGUAAUUACUGUGUGAUGUCAGUUUUGUGAUUCUCUUCCAAAUGUGUUGGAGAUUAUGUAACAAUUAAUUGUUUACUGGAGAAACAAGUUACUGACAUUGUGGUUAUGAUGACAUGGCAACAAUUUUAUGGAGAAAAAACGAACCUUUUUACUUACCAAAAAAUAAAAAUAAAAAUGAACUAGCUUGAGUUUUUAAAUAAGUGCAUGUGCCUAUGUACUCUGAGUCAACCUUCAAUGAAAAAAUUUAUUUAUUUUACUUUUAUUUUUAUUUUCUCAUUGGCUGAGCAAGAUAAUCUACCACGAACUAUGAACAAUGUGAAACGCAAGAACUAGCCUUUUGACUGUUAUAGGACUCCUCUGAGAAGCCUGGUAAGGUGCUUGCUAGGCUUUCCGAGGCUUGCCUAGGUGGGUUAUUAGGCAUGUGCUUGGAUGAAUUUUCUAUUGAGGAGCCUGUUAGCAUGGUUAGAUUAGUACUAAAUUGUGAUUUUUGAAACUUUACCCAUCCAGAGUCCUGAUGGCUACUUGAUGAGAUCUACUUUUUUGCAAACUGCUGAGUUUGUUGUCACCAGAAAAAUUAGCCGUCAAAAUUUUCUUGAAAACUCUUUUUAAUGAAAACCAAGGAAGAUUCUCACAAUGUCAUAUAUUCUUGUAAUCACUUUGUUUUUGUGUAUAUACUAUACGAGAAUAUCUGAUGUAUUGCCAGCUUAGUUGUCCACAAAUUAUGUUUAAUGAUAUUCUGUUUCUGUUGUUUUCAUUGGCACAAAAUCUACUGCAAGGAAUCAAUCUGUAGUACAGUCCAAAACUCACUCAUUCUUUUGACAAUGAUAUCUAGAAGCUGAACGUUGCACAUGAGCACUCUUUUUGGAUAUAAGAAAAAGUUCUGUGUUUUUUUAACCAUCUUAUCUUCUUUUUUUGACAGUUUUGGUCAUUUUGAAUUUUAAGUACCAAUUCUGCAAGUUUUUCAAUUCUGAUUGCGAUAGGAUUUCUCUUUCAUCCAUCACGUAAGUUUCAGUACCAAAAGUCCUAAGUACUCAAAAUUGUGUGUUACUGUAGCAAAACCCAUUGUUAUUUUGUAAUAGAGCUACAUGAUAUAUGUUGACGUAAUCGAAGUGGCUUUUAUGGGUGUUCAGGUUGAUCAUCACUCAAUGAAAUGGGAAGGUAUUUUUAAAGAGCAAUUUUAUGUCUGUUGUGCUCACUCUUAUCACCUUCAUUAUAUUAUACUAUUAACCGAUUCUUCUCUUUCAUUAUUUUUUUUGAUAAUGUUUGGAGAGGAUUGAGCUUGGGCCUUGAUUUUGAUCAAGGCAAUCAACUGUUCAUUCAGGACUGGUUCAUGGAUUGGAUUCAUCAUCCUCCUAACGAAAUCAUUAUCAUUCAAUCAGUUGUUUCAUUCUAUGGGAUCUGUGACAACACUGCAACCAACUCACAUUGAUCUUAUGUCAUAUCUGUGAUGGGUGAAUUUGCUGGAAUCUGUGACUAUUGGUUAAAAUUAUGUACUGUUCUGCAUUAUUUGUGUGUAAAUUCUCUAAAAUUGGCCUAACAUGUGCUCAAAAUUAAAAAAAAAGGUGAAAUAUUCAGGCAAAAUCUGGGGGCUAGAGUUUUGUUUAACACUACUGUUGCAAUGGGUGUAAUCGAGGAAGCAAAGUGCUCAUCAGUUGGGAGACCUGUUUCACCGCAAUAAAAUCCACAUUUGAACUCUGCACAUUGAAGGUUAGUUCAUUUCAGAACUUCGUUUGAAAUAUUGCCUUGUAGCCUUCGUUUGGGAUGUGAGCUUGGGGUUAAAAAGUCUCAUUUGUGAUGAGUCUUUUUAAUUUUUGUGAGAGAAAAAAUGAAAUGAUUAUGGUUUGAAUGUGACAUUUUGUUUUA
Camellia sinensis is the source of this 4819-nucleotide messenger RNA. The record is from RefSeq and is a predicted model, not a curated record. Lineage: Eukaryota; Viridiplantae; Streptophyta; Magnoliopsida; Ericales; Theaceae.